CAGCUGUAUUACUGGCAUUACUGCUAACAUUUAAUAAGGAACUUUCAAUAAUGCCUAUUUCUAUGGAUAUUUACAUCAUAAGUAAAUCAGUCUCGAUAAAUGUACAUGCUUUAAAUAAUUUAAUGGUUCUAACAAUACUUAUUUUAUUACUAACCCCAAACUUAACAACUAACUGAGACCUAACUAUACUGAAGAGUACAGCCGUCAAGUUUUUAGCAUGGAUUAUUAUCUGAAUUCAUAUCUUAUCAUUCAUACAUCUGAAUUACAUUGUUCACAGAUUAACGAAUCCAGUGCCAUCAACUUCGUCCAGAAGCUUCAAAAGACGGAGGCGUUGACUGCAGCGACAAUGAUCUCCGUCCAAGAAUGUGUCCUGGCGUUGAUUUUAGCCGUAUCAACCUUAUACACUUCAGCGUCUCAAAGCGUGCGGUGCUACAAGUGUUCUCCUGAGAAGGAAUUCCACACGAGCACAACCCGUCUCUGCACCCACUUCGACGCCAGCGACGCCUACAUUGUAGAGUGCAACUCAUCCACCAUGUGCUUCAAGAAAAUCACUACCCUCCAACUGGGGAACGGACUUACAGAUGUAACCAGAAGCGUGGAACGCGGUUGCGCCGCGCAAACCUGGGACGGUGACCAGAGGAAGGUAAAUGGAAAAUGGCGGAAAGUGAACGAGAUAUACGAACCUUACGAGGAGUCUUGCAAGGACCACUCGGGCGAUGAGCGCCCUACUAAAUCUACUGAAUGCUACUGUAGGGGAGACUUGUGCAAUAGUGCUUCGAGUCUGAGGAUAUGUUUAGCUUUAUUUAUACCAAUAUUAUUUCUUUUUUAUUGAGCUAAUGAUAAAAAUAAAUACUGACGAAGUUUUGAAUACACUUUAGGGAAUAUUAUAAACCCUUUUUACCUUUUAAAUGUCUAGCGACAAAGCGCGCAAAUUACUUCAGCAUGUAUUUUUGGAGGAUUUUAACCCUUUAUACAGCAGUGGAAAUAUAGUAUUAUUUCGAACUUUAUUCCCUAAGGUCCAAAAACGAUGAAUAUUUUGGACUUGUUAUGCCCGUUAAAGGCUUAGUAUCAUUUACUUGUAUUUUAAAAUAAUGCUAAUAAGGAUAAUUUAAACAAAUUCCAUGUAGCGGAUUCUUUUAUUAUUGAUGACAACAACAAUGAAUAUUGUUGCAGUUGGUCGAGGAUAAGGAAGGAUAAUGUUCAUUAGCGAUUGUUUAAUACUCAAUAUAUAUGUUAAUUACCUAUUUUUAUGAAUCUGUACAUAAUACUGCGGCAAAACAAUCUAUAAUUUAAUUAUAAAGCUGUACUCGUGUUAAUUGUUUCGGAACUGUUAACCAUAAUUUAUUAUUAUAGUUUCAACAUUAUAAUGUAUGCAAAUGACAAGUAGCAAUGUUUAACAGCCGGCUGUGACCUUCACAGUCACAUUUACAAAUAAACAAAAGUGUGAAGAUUGUAUAACAGAAUAGUUUAAACACAAGUUAGAGAGUGCAUGAAAUGCAGCGUUAUCACUUGUAGUCAGUUUAAGCCGAUAAGGUAGAUGGAAACACUGCUUCAUACCGAGAAAAAGAUUUUUUAACGCAUUCUUUACAAAACUAGGUCAUAAGGACACCAAAAACAUACAGAUUAUUAUGUUUUGGUUUCUUCUGACACUGCCUAUUGUAGAAACAGUUUUUAGUAUGAAAAUUAUUGCUUAAAAGUAAUAUUGUAAAUAUCUUACUUCAUUUCAUACUUCUUAAAAAAUACAACAUACAUUUUUACAACAAUUUUACGGGUUUCUUAUCUGCCAAUAGGUUAAUUAUGUAAAACUCGAAUAUAUUGUAUAAAUAACAAAAUAGGUUCGCUUAUUUGCUAUGUAGUCUAAUAAUAUUAGAUUUGUAUUUUACUUAUUCUAUUUAAUAUUCCAAAGAAAGAGAGCUUCGUGAGGGGUGGUGCUUUAAUAUUAAGCAAUUUUGCUAGUCAUAAAGUCAGCCUUUAAGGCAGUAUGUAAUGGAAUCAAUCAUAUAUUUUUAUUUUCUUUAUUUAGAUUUAAGAAUUCCCAGUUAUUUUUAAAAAUGUAUGUGUAAUGUGUAUGUGUUAAAUAUCUAUCCUAUUAAUUUAAGUUGUAUUGUAAAUUGUAUUUACACCUUUUAAUAAACAUUCCUGCUUGAUAAUA
Messenger RNA from Ostrinia nubilalis (European corn borer), 2152 nucleotides. RefSeq lists its product as uncharacterized. Bases 218 to 832 code for a protein of 204 amino acids. The transcript has 3 exons. The record is from RefSeq and is a predicted model, not a curated record. Gene Ontology annotation, biological process: regulation of synaptic transmission, cholinergic; sleep; positive regulation of voltage-gated potassium channel activity. Lineage: Eukaryota; Metazoa; Arthropoda; Insecta; Lepidoptera; Crambidae.